Molecule: messenger RNA, 1521 nt
Organism: Manihot esculenta (cassava)
Lineage: Eukaryota; Viridiplantae; Streptophyta; Magnoliopsida; Malpighiales; Euphorbiaceae
Product: gibberellin 3-beta-dioxygenase 1
Exons: 2
Coding region: 303-1424 (373 amino acids)
Biological process (GO): response to light stimulus; gibberellin biosynthetic process
Molecular function (GO): gibberellin 3-beta-dioxygenase activity
Source: RefSeq, a predicted model, not a curated record
CAUGUUUGGAGAGGACCCCUCUCUCCUUCUAUAUAUAUACCAACUCCAAACUAUCAUGUCUCUCAUCUCAAGCCUCUCUUUGCCACUUUUCUCCAUUGAACUCUACUUCUAUCACAAAACUGUUCCUUGUUCAAACCUUUCAAAUUGAAACCACCCUUUCCUUCUUAACACUUAUAUUCCCUGCUCUGCUUUGCUCUGCCUUGCUUUGCCCUGCCUUUUUUUUCUACAAACACUACAGAGUACAAAUUAAAGCUCUGUCCUAAAACUUUCAAUAUCUCUUCUUCCUGUUUUCCACUUUCACUAUGCCUUCAAGACUCACUGAUGCCUUUAGAGCUCACCCUGUCCAUCUCCAUCACAAGCUUCUUGAUUUUAACUCUCUCCAAGAACUACCUGACUCCUACAAAUGGACUCAAUUUGACGACCAUUUUCAUUGCUCGUCCACCGGUGACUCUUUCAUGGCUGAAUCCAUUCCGGUUAUCGAUCUUUCUGACCCCAAUGCCCUUAAAAUGAUAGGCCAUGCAUGCAAAACUUGGGGGGUGUUUCAAGUCACAAACCACGGUGUUCCUUCUAGUCUUAUUGAUAACACUGAGAAAGUUAGUCAGAGCCUUUUCUGUUUACCUAUUCAGCAAAAGCUGAAAGCUGCUAGAUCACCGGAAGGCGUUUCUGGCUACGGUAUAGCCAGAAUUUCUUCGUUCUUUUCAAAGCUUAUGUGGUCGGAGGGAUUCACCGCACUUGGAUCUCCAGUUGAGCAUUUUCGCCAACUUUGGCCUCAAGAUUACUUGAAAUUCUGUGAUGUAAUAGAAGAAUACCAGAAGGAAAUGCAAAAACUGGCUGCAAGGUUGAUGUGGUUAACGUUGGGCUCACUCGGCAUAACCACAGAAGAUGUCAAAUGGGCUGGCCCAAAAGGCGACUUUAAAGGGGCUUCUGGUGCUUUACAAUUCAAUUACUAUCCAGCUUGCCCAGACCCAGAUCAAGCCAUGGGUCUUGCAGCACAUACAGACUCAACUCUACUCACCAUCCUCUACCAGAACAACACCAGUGGGUUGCAGGUUCUAAGAGAAGGAAUCGGGUGGGUCACCGUUCCUCCAAUUCCCGGUGGACUGGUAAUCAACAUAGGUGACCUUCUUCACAUAUUAUCAAAUGGGUUAUAUCCGAGUGUACUCCAUCGGGCGGUGGUUAAUCGCACCAAACAUCGGCUGUCCAUGGCUUAUCUAUAUGGCCCACCGUCAAGUGUUAAAAUAUCACCCUUAUCAAAACUUGUAGGCCCAAAUCAACCACCGCUGUACCGGCCAGUGACUUGGAAUGAGUACCUUGGCACUAAAGCCAAGCACUUCAACAAAGCACUGUCCUCGGUUAGGGUAUGUGCUCCUUUUAAUGGAUUAGUUGAUGUAAAUGACCAUAACAAUAGAGUAAAAGUAGGGUAAGGGUUAAUUAAUAAUUAAUCUCUUGUUAUGUUUCUUCUUGUUUAUUUAAUUUCACUUCAGAAAAUUUUGAUGGGUAAUUUGCAAAUGUUGAGGAGAC